AUGUCUAAUCUUCAAAUAUUAAAAAAAUUUGUAAUGAUAUGGGUUAUAAUAUAAUAAAAUUUGAUCAAGAUUAUGAUAAAAUAAACAAUAGAAUAAAUGGUUAAGGAUUUUUAUAAAUAAGAAGAACAAGAAAUGAAAAUAAAUUUAGAAAUUUGUGAAAAAUUUAAGUAUAAAAAGGAAUAAAUUUAACAGAUUAAUCUAAGAUCUAAUAGAUAUUAUUUCAAAAAAAUAUAUAAUAAAAAAUAUAUGUUUAAAUUGAAACUUAACCAAAUUUAAAUUAAGAUGAAAAAUUGUUUAAUAAUUUUUUAAAGUUUUAAAAAAGAUAGAUAGGAUAAUUUAUUUGAGUAUUUCUUAUUAAAUAUAAUAUUUUUAAAAUAAAUCAUUUUCUAUAUCUGA
Molecule: messenger RNA, 396 nt
Organism: Paramecium sonneborni
Lineage: Eukaryota; Ciliophora; Oligohymenophorea; Peniculida; Parameciidae
Source: the annotation of a GenBank genome assembly